Molecule: messenger RNA, 1946 nt
Organism: Arabidopsis thaliana (thale cress)
Lineage: Eukaryota; Viridiplantae; Streptophyta; Magnoliopsida; Brassicales; Brassicaceae
Gene: IRX6
Product: COBRA-like extracellular glycosyl-phosphatidyl inositol-anchored protein family
Exons: 4
Coding region: 551-1699 (382 amino acids)
Biological process (GO): cellulose microfibril organization
Cellular component (GO): plasma membrane; membrane
Source: RefSeq, marked reviewed
UUAUCAAUCACUACCAUAAACAUUGCUUAAAGUUAUGGGAAACAAGAAAGAAUAAAUUUGGAGAAUGCAACAACAAGUAGGUGAAAGCCCAUCUUCAGACCAAAAAGACUCAUCAAUAAUCUGUAAAAAACUUAUGUUUUAAAUCCCAUAAACACAUCAAUUCAAAUUCCUGAAGAAGAAAAAGCCUGAGGUUAAACACUGCACCUGGGAAUCAAUUUCCUUAAAUCUUUACUCAAAAGAUGAGGCUCCUCUUCAGCUUCUGCUUCUUCUUCUUCAUGAUCAUCUUUACCGCAAGUGAGUCCUGUAUAUUCAUUUUUGCCCGCACAUUAACUUACUUUUCUUACUCUCUGAUUUUCUUUUUUUCACAGCUGCUUAUGAUCCAUUAGAUCCUAGUGGUAACAUUACAAUCAAAUGGGAUAUUAUGUCCUGGACGGCAGAUGGCUAUGUGGUAAGAAUCCUCUGCACUUGUGCGUGAGUGUAUAUAUGCUUGAAACUGGCACAAACUCUCAUCAUCUCUAUACAUUCUGUGCAUUUGCAGGCUACGGUAACUAUGAACAACUUCCAAAUCUACCGGCACAUACAAAACCCUGGUUGGACAUUAGGUUGGACAUGGGCAAAGAAAGAGGUGAUUUGGUCAAUGGUUGGUGCACAAACAACAGAACAAGGAGACUGUUCCAAGUUUAAGGGAAAUGUACCUCAUUGCUGUAAGAAAACCCCUACAGUUGUUGAUCUCUUGCCAGGUGUGCCUUAUAAUCAACAGUUCUCAAACUGUUGCAAAGGAGGUGUAAUUGGAGCUUGGGGUCAAGAUCCAUCAGCCGCUGUAUCCCAGUUUCAGGUUAGUGCUGGUUUAGCUGGAACUACAAACAAGACUGUCAAGCUUCCUAAGAACUUCACUUUGCUUGGUCCCGGCCCUGGUUACACUUGCGGUCCUGCCAAAAUCGUGCCCUCUACCGUUUUUCUCACAACUGACAAACGGCGAAAAACACAAGCUUUGAUGACAUGGAAUGUUACCUGCACAUACUCACAGUUUUUAGCAAGAAAGCAUCCAAGCUGUUGUGUCUCCUUCUCUUCUUUCUACAACGACACCAUAACUCCUUGCCCGUCUUGUGCCUGUGGCUGCGAGAACAAAAAGAGCUGCGUCAAGGCUGAUUCUAAGAUUCUAACCAAGAAAGGUCUCAACACACCAAAAAAGGACAACACUCCUUUGUUGCAAUGCACACAUCACAUGUGCCCUGUUAGAGUCCACUGGCACGUUAAAACUAACUACAAAGACUAUUGGCGAGUGAAGAUAGCAAUCACAAAUUUCAAUUACCGGAUGAAUCAUACACUCUGGACUUUAGCAAUUCAGCAUCCAAAUCUCAACAAUGUGACUCAAGUUUUCAGCUUUGACUACAAACCAGUCUCUCCUUACGGAUCCAUAAAUGAUACUGGAAUGUUCUAUGGAACGAAGUUUUACAAUGAUUUAUUAAUGGAAGCUGGACCUUCAGGGAAUGUGCAAUCAGAGGUUUUGCUACAGAAAGAUCAAAAGACUUUUACUUUCAAGCAAGGUUGGGCUUUUCCUAGAAAAGUUUACUUUAAUGGUGAUGAAUGUAUGUUACCUCCACCAGAUUCAUACCCUUUUCUACCAAACUCUGCACAAGGGAACUUUGCUUCGUUCUCACUCACCAUUCUUCUUCUCCUAUUCAUCUCAAUAUGGUGAUUUGAUCUGAUCCUUCUGGGUUUUAAAACACUGAACCAGAACUGUUUUUUGUAAACUCAUUGCAAAGAUUGUAAAAGAAAAAAAGGAGUUUUGUGAGAGGAAAUGAUUAGAGAUGUGCAAGGCUUUUUUACCUUGAUCACUGCCAUUGAUCAAUGACUCUGUACUUCUUGGCUUUUUGCUUUGGUACUAAUGUGAAAGUGAAGCAUAUUGAUUUGAUUGAGAAAGUGGCAAAACAACGAAAUGUUUU